Molecule: messenger RNA, 519 nt
Organism: Cordyceps militaris CM01
Lineage: Eukaryota; Fungi; Ascomycota; Sordariomycetes; Hypocreales; Cordycipitaceae
Exons: 1
Coding region: 1-519 (172 amino acids)
Source: RefSeq, a predicted model, not a curated record
AUGCCACGCAAGCGUGCUGCUCCCACCGACAAUGGUACACAUGCCAAAAAAGCCAAGACAACCACCCAAACCAGCCCCGACAAGGAGACGACACCAACCGCGCCUAGUGCGGCAGCGGCAGCGGCAAAAGUCCCCCAGAGGUGGUCGCCCGUUUCCGUCUCGGCCAACAUUGCUAAAGGGCACGAGGAGCGGUUCGCACAGCCCAACGAGGAGUUCGUGUUCGAAUGCUAUUGUCCGCCUCGGUUUGAACGCGCAUUGGAUGAAUGGGAGGACGAAGAAGACGAUGAGGAUGAGGAUGAGAAUGAGGAUGAGAAUGACGAGAACAAGAACGCAGAUCAGCCCAAGUGCGAUGCCGCAAAGACCUGCCUCUGCCACAAGAAGGCUACGGACCAUCCGGAUCACCCGUGGGUGCUCAGCGUGGCUGGCGAGCAGAUGUACUUGUCCCAGUUUAUCAUGGCCCAUUUGCGACCCAGACAACUUCAGCAUGUACACAGUGUGCACCUGCACUCGAUGGUAUAA